This is a messenger RNA of Cotesia congregata, 2625 nucleotides long. The record is from the annotation of a GenBank genome assembly. Lineage: Eukaryota; Metazoa; Arthropoda; Insecta; Hymenoptera; Braconidae.
AUGAUGUCGGUCGCUUCUUUUGAAGUGCCCUACGCUGUAUUUAUAGUACUUUUGAUACUAUGGAACGUUUCUUAUACAAUAGCUCGACAGGAUGCCGAAACUAGUGAAGAUCAAGAUAAUAAUUACAAUAAUGUUAAUAAAUGUCCGAUAAAAUGUGCCUGUCUGGGCAAUGUUGUUGAUUGCAGUGGUUUGCAAUUGAUUUCAUCGCCUAGUAAAUUACCACCAUGGACCGAAAUAUUAGAUUUAAGCUCGAAUAAACUAGAGGAUAAUUUUACAUUUUCAAUGUCACAUCUCCCUCAGCUAACUAGUCUAAAACUCAAUAAAAAUUUAUUUAGCCAUAUACCAGAGCUCUCAUUGUUGGGCAAUUUAACUCACGUUUCAAUUUCCCACAAUUUUAUUGGUGAUAUUGAUGGGACUGCUCUACGAAAAUUACCUCAUCUCCAGUCUCUGGAGUUGCCGAGUAAUAAAAUAAAAGUAUUAAGACGAGGCUCUUUUUUAGCACCCAAUCAACUAAUUCGACUGUACGUAUAAAUUUAUAUCUGUAUCUAUAUAUAUAUAUAUAUAUCUACAGCCUUUAUUAUUGAAUAAAUUUCUUUGAUUAAUUGUGAUUGGUAUUAUAGAAAUUUAAAUAUGAAUGAGAUUAGUGAGAUGGAACCUGGCUGCUUAGAUAAUUUGACACAGCUCGAAGAGUUAAGGCUAAAUAAAAAUAAUUUAACCCAUCUCGUCAAGGAUGUUUUUGUAAAUCUAACACAGUUGAAAUUGCUUGAAAUAAAUAAAAAUGAAUUGCAACAAAUCCAAGGCUUGAGUUUAAAAAAUCUAACGAGCUUAGAGGAGUUAAGAUUGAAGAGAAAUAAAAUAGAUACGCUCGAAGAUGGGGCUUUCUGGCCGCUCAGAAAUUUACAAUUAUUGCAGCUUGAUUUUAAUAUGUUGACUGUGGUUAAAAAAGGAGGACUGUUUGGAUUGGAUAAUCUGCGUAAACUGACACUAUCGCAUAACCAUAUAUUUAAAAUUGAAUCCCAGGCAUGGGAGUUGUGCAAAGAAAUUCGCGAAUUAGACAUAAAUUUCAACAAAAUAUCAUACAUGAUUGAGGAUAUAACAACUGGAGCUUUUGUAGUUCUUGGUCAGUUAAAAAAGUUGGGCCUGGCAUCCAACCAAAUAAAAUCCGUGAAUAGAAACGCGUUUGGGGGACUAGAGCGUCUUGAAGAAUUGGAUCUUCAAGGGAAUAAUAUAACGAGUAUUCAAGAGAAUGCCUUUAGCCCGAUGCCGAACUUGUCCAAGCUCAAAAUGAAUACAGGUGCCUUGGUGUGUGAUUGUGGGCUCCAAUGGCUGAGCGUUUGGCUGCGCGAGCACAGAUACAACGAAGCCAAAGCGAGAUGUGGAUACCCUCACUGGCUAAAAUCCAUGCAUUUAACACAAUUACAUCAUGCUAAUUUUACAUGUGAUGAGUUCCCGAAACCCCGUAUUAUUGAGGAGCCGAGCAGCCAGAUGAGUAUAAAAGGCGAAAAUGUCACGCUGACUUGUCGAGCAACCAGCACAGCUGACACUCCUUUACAGUUUACUUGGAAGCAUGAAAAUACGGAGCUGCGGGAUGUCGAUAUUGAAACGAGUCACAUAGCAUCCGAAAAUGGUGUAACUGAAGCAUUGUCCUCGCUACACCUUAUAAAUGUCAGCCAUGAGGACGCUGGCAAGUAUCAAUGUAUGGUCGCAAAUACCUUUGGAACUUCUUAUUCUGCGAAAGCAAAAAUCAGUGUUCUUGAAGGUCAUCCUUCACCACAAAUAGCGUGGCAAAAAGACGGUGGUAAUGAUUUUCCAGCUGCCCGAGAAAGACGAAUGCACAUGAUGCCAUCAGAUCCAGUACUUUUUAUAAUCGAUGAUGUUAAAAGUGCAGAUACCGGAGUAUACUCUUGUACAGCGCAAAAUCUCGCUGGUGUUAUUGUUGCCAAUGCAUCAAUAACAAUAUUCGAAGAGCCGUCUUUCGUAAAACCAAUGGAGAACCGCGUUAUAUCUGUGGGGUCAUCAAUUGUCCUCGAGUGCAUGGCAAGUGGAUCACCACGUCCAAAACUUUUAUGGCGAAAAGACGGGGUACAUUUGUUGGCAACCGAGAGACACUUUUUCACUGCUGACGAUCAAUUAUUGAUUAUUGUUAAUACAGUAUUAAGCGACGCCGGGAAUUACGAAUGCGAGAUAAAUAAUACAUUAGGCAAAGCAGUGGGAGUUUCUCGGUUGACCAUCAGUCCAGUCUCAUCACCGGUGGUUAUUCAGACAAAUGUAUUGAGUAUUGUUAUUGUCGCGGUGGUAAGCUGUGUCAUUGGUACUUCGAUAGUAUGGGUUAUCAUAAUGUACCAAUCGCGACGGCGUUCGAAGGUUGCAAAAAAUUCUAAUGGACAAGUGCCCAUAAGCGGAGAGCCAGCUAUUACCGAUGGACAAACUACACAAUUGUACCUGGAUUCUAGUUCUCAGCACAGCAAGGAUAGCGGUACCGGCGACAGUACUAAUCCCGAGGAAAUAGUUACCUGUGGUACUCAUAAUGACGAGGAUGCUGCUGCCGUAAGUGGCGAGGAUCCGUUACUGCAAUACACAAAUCACCAGCGAAAUAUCCAGAUAGACAGUAAUGAUAUACCGUAA